Morone saxatilis (striped sea-bass) is the source of this 3739-nucleotide messenger RNA. RefSeq names its product cyclin-dependent kinase inhibitor 1D (gene cdkn1d). The coding region runs from base 209 to 745 and encodes 178 amino acids. Gene Ontology annotation, molecular function: cyclin-dependent protein serine/threonine kinase inhibitor activity. NCBI's taxonomy places the organism in Eukaryota, Metazoa, Chordata, Actinopteri, Moronidae. Gene Ontology annotation, cellular component: nucleus. The transcript is spliced from 3 exons. The record is from RefSeq and is a predicted model, not a curated record. Gene Ontology annotation, biological process: regulation of mitotic cell cycle; signal transduction by p53 class mediator.
ACAAACAAGUCGCAGAUAAGGGGGCAAGAGCAACCCUCCCGUGGGUAGUGGCUACCAAAACCUUUUCAACGUGACAGUGUUUAUUUCCACGGAGCUGUCAGGAACACCUCACUCCGUCUUAACUGGGUGAAUUGUGCGCAGUUUGUGGACCAAAGCGCUCGAGCCGUGAAACUUUUGCAAACUUUUGAGAUACUGACGCUGAUGGAAAAUGGCGAUAGCCUCUCCAUCAACAUCGACAGCAGGACCAGCAAUGGCGUCUGACUCAGAGCUCUCACGCCUGGGGGGUAUCGAGGCCUUGAAAUUAAAGGUGGGGCCGGUACGGAGGAACCUGUUCGGGCCCGUGGACCACGAGCAGCUCCAGCAGGACUUCAAGCGGCUGCUGUGCAUGAGCGUGGAGGUGGCCAACAAGCGGUGGAACUUCGAUUUCCAGCGCGAAACGCCGGGAGAGGGCUCCAGCAUGGAGUGGGAGGAGCUCAGGUGCCAGGACGUGCCGGCGUUUUACCGCAGCUGCACGGUCGGGCCGGUGCCGGUGCCACAGGGCAAAAGGUGGGCGUCGUCUUCGUCGGGCGAAGGCUCCACAGGGUCCAGCAGCUCGUCCGGAUCUGGGGAUGAGUACUUGGAGGUGACCACAAGGGGGUGCUACCGGAUCAAACGGCAAGGGAAACGCAGACAGGCUGCCAUCACAGAUUUCUUCAAGGUGAAGAAGAGGAAGCUUCUGCAUUACAAAGGAUCUUCUCGACAGUAGAAAAGCACAACUAGACCCAGUAGAGGAUCACUAGGUGGUCGACACCCCUCUACACAUCACCUCACACAGAUAUGUGUCAUAUCAUAUGUAUAUAUGUAGCAAUUUGUAACUGACUGUCCACAAGCUCAUACAGCACGGGCUUAAAAACUCCUGACACCACAUACGUUUAACAUUCAGCAUAAGGAAGCUACCAUUUCCCUACAUAAUCAAGCUCAGACUUUAGAAACGGUUUUUGUUGAUAAUUCCAAAUGUUAUAUAUAUUCUAUAUACUGUUUCCCUCAGCUUUUGACUAUACUGUGAAAUGAUUUUGAAUGCACUCUUAACAGAAAACAGGCUGUAGUUUUAAGAGGUUAAUCUUCUUCUGAACGGGCCUCGGAUAGUAUUUGACCUCAGUCCUCAACCCUUUUUUCUCCCUCUUGCUGAAAGUCAGAAGAGGUUUUGAUUAGAUGAGUUACUAUUCCUGGCCUCGUGUCACACUUAGCCUUUAGUCUCACCCCACGGCUCCCAGAGCACGAGUCGAGCCAGGGGUCGAAACCUCACCCAGGGCUCAAAAUUUGGCAGCGCGACUGUGAUUAGCUCCAGGUUAAAAGGUCAACGGUGGAGGUUCAGCGAUGAGGUAAUUCGGCCACACCUGUACGAUAGCGAGUAUUAAUAAUAAUGUUUCAUAUGUUUAUUUAUUAUUCAUGAUGCUAGGUCAUCAUCAAAAUUUUAAAAAAUGUUGAAAAAAAAAUAGACAAGCAAUGUGUAAAACGAGGUAAGAUGAGGUGUUUGUGGAAACCUGUGCCAUUCCCCCCAAAUCAUGCAUUAGACUGUAAGUCUUUGUGGCUCAUAUACACUCCACCGUUGCCGCUUAAGAAUAUUGGCCAUGUGUAUUUAACACCAUCACCACAUAGCAAAACAAUAUACAAACCAUUGUCCCUUUUUGCUUUGUAUUGUUUGCAUAAUGGGGUUGUAAAAAUCUUUGUUGUGGCAACAGACCUGAACAUACCUUAUUUAGUCGUAUGUUUUCGCCAGCUUAAUGCUUGUAACAAUGUAGCAUUUUCCACUCUGUCUUCAUGUGAUUUCCACCUUGUAGGUUUUAAAUGCGCCUCUUUUCUCCAUGAAGGGAAUGUUUUGUGUUAUCACUGCUGCAGCUCAGGGGGAUCAAAGCCUUCGGUUCCACCUUUGCUAAUCUGUCGAGCUGCCUCGCAUUUUCUGUCUGUUCUCUAAGUGUUUUCAUCGUGUGUAUAUAAGCAUACAAGUGUUUGUGUAUGAAUGUGUUGGUUUGGUGUGGCAGCUGAGGCAGUUGAACCAAAGAGGAAAUUGCUGUGCCAUUAAAUUAGAAACACAUCAUUUAUAAAAGUCGCUCACUGUUUGAGUGAUCAGUUAUGGCUCACAGAAGGUCUCAAGCACGCCCAGAUCUUCAAAUACAGAGUGUAAAGACACCACAACUUCUCAACUAACAGUUUUGGUGACUCAAAAAAGGACGUGCCUACUUUUUCUUCCUGACCUGAAGUCCUUCUAAUUUGUAUAUGGAUGAAAAGCCAUAACCUGGAUUUAUACAUCCUUACUACCUCAUCAAGUGAUUCAGUAAAAACAAGUUAAAUAUACUUAAGAUAUUAAAAAAAAUAAGAAUGUAGCUCAGAUUGUUUGCUCCUACAGGCGAAAGAGAGACAGAGAGACAUAAACAAGGGGGGUUGGGGGCCUUAUCAUUCUGUUGUGGUAAAAGCUGUCGAGGUUCAGCGCUCCGUGUAGAGUUUCACAUCAGGUAAAAGAGUCAGUGUGUCAGAGCGGGGCCCGGCUCCACGCAGAGGAAACUCCAGUCCCUCAAGGGUGGGGGCUGGGCAGGGAGCUGCUGUUGUCUGUCCCUCUCUGCCUCACUUUGCUUUGACAGUUUCCCAGAAAUAGAGCAGAGGAAGAGGAGUGGGGGGAAGGACGGGGAAAACUUUAAUAGAAAAAGAGAAAAUCACUCAGACCCCUUCUGGAUCAAAGGAUUUCUGAGGCCAGACAAGUAGCCCGCGAUUCAGACGCGCUUUUGUCUGCCCCCUUUAAGUCUCUGAGUCUCUCUUUCAUGAACCAACCGCCUCAGUCUGCGAAAAAUCGGCAUGAAAGCAGUUGUUCAUAAUCAUGUUAUUCUUUCAUGACUCAACAAGGCGAUCUUUCACAGAUCUAAAAAUAGCAAACACGGUUAUUCGAAAUGGUCUUGAAUUUGUCAGGAUGACUUGUUUUGUUUGUCAACUUAUCUAUGUGUGUGUGUGUGUGUGAGACACAACUAUCUUCUCAGUGCGUUGAAGAGUAAACUUUCAAAGUCUAUUAACUUAUUUUGAGUUAUCAUUUGUUUUGUAGGGAAAUAAUUAUAAAUGCCCUAUUUGCUAUAACUAAUUGUGUUAUUUCUGAAACUAUAUCUUUGCACUACUUAACAUUGUUGACAAGAGAACUAUUUUUUUAUGGUAAUCUUAAAAAAACAAAAAAAAACAACAACAUACUGAGGCACAGAUUAGUAAUUUCUUGAUAUUUAGAAUAGAAUAUUUUUUUCCUCCAAUCAGACUUUUAGACACAGUUUCUAACAUUUGUUCAUUGGUUCCUUAGGAUUUCUUUGCAGCUGUAUUAGUCUUAGUCUCAGGUCUGUUAGGAGGAAAUAAAAUAAAGGAAGAAAAACUAUAAAUGUCAAGAUUUUUCUUUUAGUGUCACAUUGCCCAAGCAAACUUGGCUUUCCUAAAUCACCUGUCGCAGCUAUUUCAAAGUGUAGCUUUUUUUUUACAUUUUGUAUAUGCAUGAAUGUAUGAUAAUCUUUGUACACCAUUUGUAGUAAUUUUAUUGUAAUUUAAUACUGGUUUAUGUAUCCUUGCAACAUGUAAGAAGUGUAUUUUUAUGGGAUCAGAAUCAUGUCCUUUUUGACAAUAUUUGUAUAGAGAAUAUAUUGCUGGGUUGUUGGUGCACUGUUGCCUUUCAUAUUGUUGAUUUCAUAGUGUGCUCAAAAUAAUAAAAUGUUAAUGAGAUUGAUAUAAACCACAA